AUGGAUCAAUUGUCUGAUUCCAAUUUUGUUCUUGGGAACUUGAGCUUAACUGGCUUUGAGGAGGACAAAAAUUUCCAUGUUGUUUUAAAUUCCGUCUUAGCUGGGCGUUAUCAUGUUACUGAGUAUCUUGGGUCUGCUGCAUUCAGCAAAGCUAUUCAAGCACAUGACCUUCAUACCGGCAUGGACGUUUGUGUGAAGAUUAUAAAGAACAACAAAGAUUUUUUCGAUCAGAGUCUUGAUGAGAUAAAGCUUCUGAAGUUUGUCAACAAGCAUGAUCCUGGUGACAAGUACCAUAUUCUUCGAUUGUAUGAUUACUUUUACUAUCGAGAGCAUUUGUUAAUUGUAUGCGAACUUCUUAAGGCAAACCUGUAUGAGUUCCAUAAAUUUAAUAGAGAAUCUGGAGGAGAGGUCUACUUCACAAUGCCAAGACUCCAGUCGAUCACGAUUCAGUGCUUGGAGGCACUUCAAUUCUUGCAUGGUCUUGGUCUCAUACAUUGUGAUUUGAAGCCAGAGAACAUUUUGGUGAAAAGCUACAGUAGGUGUGAAGUGAAGGUCAUUGACCUUGGAAGUAGUUGUUUUGAAACAGAUCAUUUAUGCUCGUAUGUUCAGUCUAGGUCCUAUCGUGCACCUGAGGUUAUUAUGGGACUUCCGAAUCAGGUUGGGGUUGCUUCACCUCUUGGUAGUGAGAUCACUGAGAUGGUUCUCUUCCAAAACGAUUCACCCGCUACGUUGCUUGCUCGGGUGAUUGGAAUCAUAGGUCCCCUUGGCCAAGACAUGCUUGCCAAAGCUGCUGAGAGGGUGUAUGGCACGACGAAGCUUUGCGACUAUGCCAUUCUUGGCAACGGUGAUCGCCGACGAGAAGGCGUAUUCCCGUUACCAUUGAAACUGUGGUUAGCAUUCCCAGAUUGGGGAGUGUUAACGCCGGGUGUCGCACGGGCCUUCAUUCUUGAUAGGGCUAAGUAG
Molecule: messenger RNA, 963 nt
Organism: Ilex paraguariensis (yerba mate)
Lineage: Eukaryota; Viridiplantae; Streptophyta; Magnoliopsida; Aquifoliales; Aquifoliaceae
Source: the annotation of a GenBank genome assembly